AUGAUUGACAUCGAAAGAUUAGAUCCUUCAUCGUAUAAUCCAGAUCAAACUUUCUCAAUAUCUGAUGAUCAGUGGAUUUCUGUAACAAAUAAUGGAUUGAGUAAACGCGUUACAAUUUUGAUUCGUAUCUGUGUAGCAACUGGUAUAGUUGUGUUCCUCAUCUCACUACUUGUUCCGAUAUUUUGUUUCAAUGGCAAAUCAAGGUCCACUACUACUACUACUACUACCACUAGUACAACAGCAACAACAGUUACUACAACGUCUACGACAUCGACGUCCUCAACUUCGACUUCAACAACAUCAACUUCAACAACAACCACAACAACAACCACAACAGUAAGCUGUGCACCUGGUUAUUCUGCAACACCAGCCGCAAAAUGUGUCGAUACAUUGAGUAAUUUUUAUAGUUGUGGAUCCAUUGCUUAUGUUUGUUCAUCAAAUUAUACAAUCUGUUCAGCUGGUGUAUGUAAGAUAGCACCUGAUAUACAACUUAGUAAACCAACUGCUAUACCUGAAUGGGCUGGUAUGCCAAUCGAUGAUUCUAUACAGCAAGUUACUCUUUCAGUCAAUAUUACACUCUAUAAUUAUAGUACUAAUAUUGUUACUGUAUCAAGUAAUGGGGUUCUCUGUCUUAGUAGUUGUAGUUCUGCUUAUUCAAAUGAAGAUCUUCCAACGGGAAGCGUUGGAGGUCCAACAGCCUUUGGUUUCUGGGAUGAUCUGAAGAUUUAUAGUGGUACUGCUCAAGCAGUUUAUUAUGGAACCAGUGGAACAGCACCUAAUCGAAUAACAAUUUUUGAAUAUUAUACCAGUAAUUAUGCUUCACCAAUAAAUUAUUAUCAUUUUCAGAUAAUAUUUUAUGAAAAUUUACCAAAUAUUGUUAAAUAUGUUUAUUUCGAAAUAUUCGACGGAGGUGCUUCAGCAACUAUUGGUGUACAACAAUCAUCAUCAGGACCAAGUAUAACCUAUUCAGUAAAUCAAGCAUAUGCAGUGGCUUAUAAUACAACACUUUUAUUCAAUACAAAUAAUGGUACUAUGAUUCGCUUAAAUUGA
Molecule: messenger RNA, 1050 nt
Organism: Adineta steineri
Lineage: Eukaryota; Metazoa; Rotifera; Eurotatoria; Adinetida; Adinetidae
Source: the annotation of a GenBank genome assembly